GAGGGAUAAGUCAGUCACACAGCCAGACCCAAACAACUUAGGUGUUGGACUGUGAGAGCUCACAGUAGCAGCAGCAGCAGGGGCAGCCUACAAAGGAAGGCUUGAGAACUGAAUGGUAUUCUUCAAGCCUUCUGUGUAAAAGCUAGGUUAGGGCUGGAAAGCAAACUCAGCUGUCACUCUGCUGCAUUCCAGGCAUUCCCAAGGACUUGUAAAACAGACGGAGAAAAGCCUUGGGACGGAAAGCAUUUGAAGAUUAAUUUUUAACAAGAGAUUUCACCUUAAAACUGGGACCAUGUUUUCUGGAUUUCAGUACAGCCUCUUUCUGUUCCUGUGUCUCACAGCAUGUCAGGAGUCUCAGGCUUCCCAGAAUUGUCUCAACAAACAGCAACUGCUGACUGCCAUUCGCCAAAUGCAGCAGUUCUUGAAGGGGCAGGAAACACGGUUUGCAGAGGGAGUGCGCAUGGUGAAAAACCGGCUGACGGCACUGCAAAACUCCGUGACCAAAGCCGCCCCAGACCUACCAACUGUGUCCUGUCCUGCACUGGAAGCCCCUAUGGAUGGCAAAAAGUUUGGUACCAAGUACUUGGUGGACCAUGAAGUCCAUUUCACCUGCAAACCUGGUUUUCAGCUCAUUGGUUCUAGCACUCGAGUGUGUCAAGCAAACGGCAGCUGGACUGGAGAGGAACCUCAAUGCAAAGAUGUCAGCAAAUGCUCUAGUCACCCCUGCCAGAAUGGUGGAACAUGUAUGGAAGGAGUAAACCAGUACAAAUGCAUUUGUCCUCCAGACUGGACUGGAGCCAAUUGCCAGUACCAGACACAAACAGCACCACCUUCAUGGAGCAUUACAAAUGACCCUGCUUUCAGUCGUAAGCCACGCUGUGCCAAAAUUGACAGGACACAGCACUGUAGCUGUGAGGCAGGUUUCCACAUGAGUGGCACAGCAGACAAUAGCAUUUGUCAAGAUGUGAAUGAAUGUGAGGUCUACAAGCUGGAUGGAGCUCCACGCCUGUGUAUGCAUAACUGCAUCAACAUUCCUGGCUCUUACCGCUGCUCCUGCCCCAGUGGAUACAACAUACUUGGUGAUGGGAAAAGCUGUGAAGAUAUAGAUGAGUGUGCCCUGUCCCAGCACAACUGCUCAAAGGGCACAACAUGCAUUAAUACUGGAGGAGGCUUCCAGUGUGUUAGCUCUGAGUGUCCUAAGUCUAGUGGCAAUGUCAGCUAUGUGAAAACAUCACCAUUCCAGUGUGAACGCAAUCCCUGCCCAAUGGACAGUAGAUCGUGUCAUCAUGCCCCAAAGACCAUCUCUUUCCACUACCUGCCUCUGCCUUCCAACCUGAUCACUCCGACCCCACUUUUCCGUAUGGCGACUGCCUCAGCUCCGGGACGGCCUGGACCUGACAGCUUGCGCUUUGGGAUUGUGGGAGGCAACAACCGAGGGCACUUUGUGAUGCAGCGCUCAGACAGGCAGACAGGAGAGCUCAUCCUUGUACAAAGCAUGAAAGGACCCCAGACAGUGGAGGUGGAUGUUGACAUGUCAGAGUACCUGGAUCGCACCUUCCAGGCCAAGCAUGUUUCCAAAAUUACAGUUUUUGUGUCUCCCUACGAGUUCUAAAGAAAGCAGCUCAUGAAAGCAAGGAAAUCAACAGCUCAUGGACUGUUCCUCCUCAUCCAUCACUUUCUUUUAGUACAGACUCUUUUAGAAACUUCCUCUGUUUCUAACUAGUGAUCCAGGCCCUGUGAGAGCACCUGUAGCCACCGAAAGGCAACCAUACUGCAACUACUCCAAGAAACAUGAGCUUAAAAACUAGUAUCAAGCAAUGAUAUCAACCAAAUUACUCUGGUAGUUACAGGAGUAUUUUCUGCAAUCAUCUCAUAAAUUUACUCUUUUGUAGGAAGUUUUGACUUUGGAUACUUUACAUUUUUUACCAUCUUCCAUAGAUCUAUGCUUGUAGGAACACUAACUCUAAUCAGAUGAGUAUACCAAUGAAAGCCAGAUUCUAUCAGAUACACUAACCUCCCUGUAGCUAAAUAUUUUUCCCUCUGGAUUUGGGAUUUUUUUUCUUUUUGGCUCUGUCUCCUGACUGGUUUUACACCCACAUAUAUGAAAAACAGCAAAUGAAGUGUGAAUGAACUCAUGUGCUCGCCAGCAACAAGCAGCUGCUCCAUCACAGAAGUCUGGCAUGCUCUGUAGCAACGGGCCACACACCCAACAGAAUUAUCAGGAAACCAUAGCAAUUUAGCAUCCUCCCCACUAACCUCCAGGAAACACAGUGCUGAGAUCUAGAUUGGAAAACACGUGCUGGUGAGUAAUCUGUGGGCAAAUGAGUGUGCUGAAGCCUUGUUUGUCCUCAUCCCACCCCUCACAGAGAUGUCUGUUGCAUUCAGAUCAGUUCAGUGAUGAAGAUGUAAAUUAAAUACAGCCCUGAAGAGUUGUUUAGAAAACCAGCAUGUUGAAUCAGUAUUGCCCAUAAGCAGUACUGACUUCAGGCAUGAGCCCAUGGGAUCCAAGUCUUGUGUCUCUGUAUGAAAGGACUCCAAGACCCAUCAGCUAGUACAAAGAGAAGGCACAUGUGACUUGUGUCUCUGCAUGGGGUGCAACCUUUCAGGAGCACAACAUGGAGAGACUACAUGCACCCAGACAUACCAACCUCCAAAUACACCAUCAUGCAAAACUCUGACUAUUACUGCCUGCACAGUCACACAAAAUCAGCACAAUAACUACCAUAGGGUUACUUGCAUAGAGGCCCCCAACUGGCAGUGUGCCCACGGCCUCAAAAAUCCUUAAAACAACUAUGCACGCAAGAGCAGAUGGCACAGCCUGAACCGGUGUUGCAUAGGUUUUUCCACAACACAGCUCAGUCCUUCUGGUGAUAAUACCACUGUUAUUCUGGGCCUGGGUUUGUUUCGGCUGAGCACAGCUGACCAAGUACUUGUUCAUCUUGUUCUGAAAUAGUCUAUGAAUGGGGUUGGAAAUCUAAAUCCAUAUGAAAUAAGGGUGUUACUUUGUAGGUUCCACAGCAGUCACACAAUACCUCUCAGGCACAAACCUUCACAGCUAUGAUGUGCACAAAUACAACCAAUCAAAGAUGGGUUAGUGCAAAAUGUUUGGAGACAUCCAGGGGCAUCAGUCUGUCAGUGUAAGCAGAGGCACACAGCUCAUAGUAAGGAGUUGAACCUCCCCAGCAAGGUUCUGGGAGCAAUCCAACCCAAAGGUACAGCCAGAAAGCAGCACUGGGCCCAGAACAAAAAGUUGAUCAGUCCUUGAAUCCCCCUAAGCCUAGACAAUUUACUGGUGCUCCUUUCCUGCACAAGGGCACAAAAGGAGCUUUUGCUUGGAGCUGUGAAGUGCACUCCGGCCUUGUAAAAGCAACAUCAUAUUAUUUUUCAUAUAUUUAUAUAUUUCAUAUCUGUCAUAUAUUUAUGACAAUGAACAAAGCAGAGACUAGAGUAGCAGGUUGACUCUAAUACAGUGGUUUUCAGUCUUUUUAGAUCUGAGGCACCCUUCCAUGAUAUGCACAGGGAUCAAACUGGGUCACAUAUUUGGAAACUGAGAGACAGUUUGUUGAUUCGCAAAGCAAAUGAAAUUACAUGUAAAAAUAGCAGCACUUCUGCAGGGUAAUCAGCAGGGUUCUUGGAAUCACAGUUCCUAUAGCAGCUUCAAGAAACUUGGCUACUUUGGUGUGUUCUUAAUUUUCUGUCUGUAUUGUAGCCUGAUCCCCAGUGUUACUGAGAAGGUCACUGUCUCCAAAAGGAGCACUGGGAGCUCUCAGAGCCUUGGCUUUGUUUAGGACAAUAAACACAGCAGAGACUAGAGUAGUAAGUUGACUCUAACAGAGUAGUUUUCAAUCUUUUUAGAAUCGAGGCACCCUUCCAUAAUCUUGGUGAAUUGAGUAGCACUCCAUUUCUAACAUUAAUUUAUUGGUGCCUUGCCUGCUUGCAGAGGGGCUGGGAAAGAGGAGAAGCAGCUGACAGGAUGAGCAACUGGAAAGGAAGAGCCUGAAUUUACCUUCUGCCCAGAGCCUGAGCUUAUCUUGCUUGUCUCCUCUUUCCCCAUGGCACCCUUCAAAGGCUGUCAUGGCACCCCAGGGUUGAGAAGCAGUACUCUUGAAGCUCAGCACAGUCCUGUUAAUCUGUGCGUAUAUGAGAGCUGUCAGUGCCAUCAGUUGGAAUAGGGGCCCCAAGGGCAAGUGUGCAUCUGUAUUUUGGGGUAAAAUGAAGGCUCAACCUCAAAUACCCUGAGUCACAUGAGCUGCCCCUUCCUGUCUACACUACCUUGCUGCAGCAUGGAGACAAGUAGUAGGCAGACUGAUUUCUAGAAGAACAGGAAACUAAAGCCCUUUUGGGAAUCACGCUGGCUAUUUGCAUCUCCUGUUUUAGACUCUAAUUAUGGGCAAUAGAGACAGUCAGUGAAGUGCCGAAAGGCCACUAGUGGACUUCCUAUGCUUGUGGCCUGCAGUGCUCCGAUGAAUACUGAACUUACAGCAGGGGCAGAAGGGAGCCCAGCCUCGGGCUUUGAUGCCAAGGAGAGCUUUGGGGUUAGGCUGGACACCUGCCAGGGAGUGUGAGGUUAGGGGUUUGUAUUGUGGAUGGUUGGCAGGCUUGGGCUAGAGGGGAGGCCUAGGAGUCACUCAAGUUUACAGUGUAGACAGAUCUUGAUGCUCCUUGUCCAAACUAGGUUUCAUGAACAGUCUUGCAUUUUGGGUUCUCCUCAUCCAUGUCCUUGCACAGAUUUUCAGUCACUAAAUAAACAGAAGACAGAGGCAGUCAGGCUGUCAAUAUGAGAACCAGAAGAGAGGACAGAUUGUGAAGAUGGUUUAGCAGAAGCACGUAUAAUUUCUCUGUUUAAGAAUUACUGUGGGCUUGAUUCUGUGGUUUGAUACCUGAUAGAGGUGGUAUGGUCUCCCCUCUCUUGGGGGGGUGGGAAGGGGAAACUUUGCCACGGCCCUGUAUGAACCAUCUAUUAAUUGUAGGUUGUAGGGGCACACGCCUCCUACAUCCUACAGUAAGAAUCAUACCUGGAUGCUGCAACAGGAAACAAGUACCAGUUUCAAAAAGAAACAGUGGAGGCAAACUGAGGUUAACGGUUCAGCUAGAAUUUAGAUCCUUGUUAGGUUUAAGGAGGGAAGAGAGGUCCAUGAGCUACCACUGCAACAAUGACAACAACAACAACAACAAAUUAAAAGCAAGGAAACUAGCAAAUGAUGCCAUGCUACACUGGAGUGGGCAGCAUUGUGUUUAAAGGAGGCUUGUAAAAGAGCAAUGUGGCACUCUGUUAAAAGAUUUAGCCAGCCUCAGAAAGUGUGGGUCUUAAUUAAAGGGUUCUUAGAAAGCCCUGAAGGGCUAUACCAGCCUACAGCAUCUAAUCUCCUUCCCAGUAACACAUGGGAGGGUUUAGAAAGCAUCAUCAGUUACAGGGAAAUAAGGAAAACAGUGCAAACCUCAGGGCAUUGCUGUAACUUAGAUGGGACAGUAACAUAGCAUUCAGACCAUUUGGGGCCUUCUCUUCUCCCCAUUGAAGUUCAUAGUCAAAACUCAUUGAUCUCAGUGGAACAGAAUCAGGUCUUUAUAGCUUGACCAUGUGUAAAUUAGGUGUCUUAACUUUAUUAAAUGAAAGCAUUCACAUAAUUGUUGCUCAGAGGCAGGCUGUCUGCCAACACGAUACCCCGCUGGUGAAGUAAUUCUGUGGGUUAAGUGCAUGUUAUGUAUAAUGUAAAAUUAAUGUAUAUUAAUUAGGCUGUUUUCAGUUCCAUUCAGGGAUUGUGUUUCCAUUGAAUGCCAUAAUAAAAUUAACUGACUGCUUAUUAAAAUAUCAAACAAUUGAACCAAAGUUUUUUUUAAUCCCAAGCUGGCAGUCCUGAAUAGGCAUCUAGAAGUCACAACUAGCCUGCCUUUCCCACAUUGCUAAAUCAGAGGGAGGUCCCAGAUAAACAGGUACAGGGUGCUCAGGGGUGCUAGUAUGGAGAAGUUUGGAACUCCUCAUUUUAUUCUAUCCAUUUUUCUACUUCUGUAUUGCUGAGGUGUUCUUUUAAGAAUACAUUGACUGGUUGUGUUAUCCCAAGGAUCAAAAGCAUGUCCUAAGGCAAAUCCUGAGGAUAGCAUUAUAAUAAAAAUACCUUGUAUGGAAUAUAAAUGUUAUCCAUUGUUGCAAAAAUCAUGUUGAUAGCAUUCAGGGCUUGUUGUAAGGCAAGGAUUUCAAAGAUACAGCCCACAGGCUGGCAGUGGGCCAUGGAGCUGAUUCAACAGGACUCCCAGAGGAGCUUGGAAUUAGAUGGUGUGAGCCAGGGGUAGGGCCUGCCACCGAAAUCUGGGGUACAGAACCUCAUCGGGGAUGCAUGUCAGUGGAGGGAUAAGCAACAGCUCUGUUAACCCCUGCACUGCCAUUUCAUCCUGCCACUGGAAGUAGGUCCAGAUCCGACCCAUGAGAAGCCCCAUGAUCUGGAUCCAGCCUGGGGACCUGGGUGAGUUUGACACCCCGGAUGGAAGAGAACCUGAGGUGUGACUAUUUCAUGCACAAUAAACCACUGCCCACACACUUAGUUGUGACUGAGCAGCUGUAGAAGACAACUGCUGAUUCAGCAAUCAUUUCCAUUGUUUGCCUUAGCAGGUAUAAUAAUUAAUACAUGCAGAGCCCACUUUUAUGAUAUCACCACUUUCAAUGUUAGGUACCUGUUUCUCAGUUUCAGUGCUUUCUUAUGUUAACCAUGAAACACUACAUUAUGCAUGCUUUUAUAAUACACCGUUUUAGUGUGAUUAAUGAUGUAGACUUUUAUUGGAUAAAUAAAGUACUUCACACCUUUUG
Molecule: messenger RNA, 6799 nt
Organism: Alligator mississippiensis (American alligator)
Lineage: Eukaryota; Metazoa; Chordata; Crocodylia; Alligatoridae
Gene: FBLN7
Product: fibulin 7
Exons: 8
Coding region: 293-1612 (439 amino acids)
Molecular function (GO): calcium ion binding
Source: RefSeq, a predicted model, not a curated record